Pyrenophora tritici-repentis Pt-1C-BFP is the source of this 2784-nucleotide messenger RNA. The record is from RefSeq and is a predicted model, not a curated record. Lineage: Eukaryota; Fungi; Ascomycota; Dothideomycetes; Pleosporales; Pleosporaceae.
AUGGCCAAAGUAGAGAGAACCAAAAACCUGCCUUUUGUCCGAGGCGAUAUCGCCAGAUUCCGUCAUUAUGCCGGAGUCCCUUUGAACCCCUACAAUGGUCCAAAUAUCGGGACCAUCUUCACAUUCAGUGAAACGCCUCUGGAGAACGGACUUUCACCCGCUGACCGCUUAUUCUUGUUCGAGACAGCCUCGCAUAUCAACAAGCACCUCGAACAAGCCGUGGAAGCCUUGGAGGGGAAACGAGUACUCAGAUUCAAUCAGGGUGUUGCCUCAUUAUUGAGAAUUGGUUCAUCUGCGGAGGUGGUCACUGACCCUAAAAGCGAACAAGUCUCGUCAGUCGCGCAGUCCGGACAAGAGCCUCUAGUAUCUAACCUAUAUGCGAAUUCUGUUUUGCGCCUAUAUCGCCUAGCUUCAAGCCUACUCUAUGAUACCUUCGAAUUCGAUGGUGUCAGGAUUCAAGAAGUGGGCUUAUCUGGUGCCGUUAUUAACAACAACCCUGAUUGGAAUCGUUCCAGCCUUUUGGCACAGCAUCUUGGUCCAGGCAUAAGUGAGCCCCAAGAACCCUCUCCAGAACUUAUAGAAAAGCUGUUAGAUUGGUUUCCACAUGGCGGUAUCAUUCAGCUGUUGGGCGAGUCGGGCGAUGUUGUUGCUGCAACGAGUGCGCACGACGUAGCCCCUGUGGUUGAUCCGAUGAUAUGUGCUGAGAUCCCGAGAACAUUUCCAGGAGCUCAGCAGAUAAUUAUAAUGCCUCUUUGGGACACCUAUCAUGAACGGAACAUUGGGGUAGUUCUGGGGUUUGCCAAUGAUCAGUCAAGAGUUUAUCUGGGCUCUACAGAUCUCUCUUCGAUUUCAGCAUUUUGCACUACAAUCAUGACGCAGGUGCGGCGCCUUGAAGUACAAGCUAUGGACAAGAUCAAGUCGGACUUUCUCGGUUCGGUGUCUCACGAGAUGCGAACACCUCUUCAUGGCAUUUUGUCCAGCCUCGAACUUCUAGCUGAUACGCCCUAUAACGAACACCAGCACGACUUGCUGGAGACUGCACGCUACAGCGGCAUUUCUUUACUUGACACUAUUGAUCGUGUGUUACACUUCAGUAACAUUAGCUCCGAAGCGCGGAUGUCAGACGAGACAGCCUCAAACGGAUCGGCAGGACCGCUAUCACAUCAAUGGAGCUUACUAAAUAAUCAAUCUACGAUCUCUCCUACGAGAACCGGCAACCCAAACAUGGUUUACGUUUGCGAAGAAAUAGUACACAGAGAGUCGCGGAGACUGCGGCUGAAGGAGACUGAUAAUGCUUUGAAGUUUGGAGAGCCGAGUGGCUGUGUUCGCGUCUCCGUAGACGUUGAUGAGGCUUCUAUCAAGCUCUCGCUCGUAGACGGCGGCAAAGGCAUCGCUUCGGACUUUCUUCGGUAUUCUAUCUUCGACCCAUUCUCGCAAGAGGACCCUACCACGGAAGGGACCGGUCUUGGACUUUCUAUAGUCAAACGUACCACUAACAUUCUGGGCGGCAAAUUGGAAGUAGAUUCAAGCGAGACACGCGGAUCAACUUUCACUGCCACGUUUCCCUUGGGGCGGGUAAUAGUAGGAUCCUCACAAGACACAACAAACCUCCCAAUUCAUAAAUCAGAAUCUGCCGCCGAAGCGUUACCCCAACUUGAGAUGAGUCUCUUCCCACCAAGGCGAUGGGAAACAGGAGACACUGUUCGAGGUAGACGGUGUACGAGUAUGCUGUCUGCAUCGCUCAUGCGAGGCUUGAACAGAUGGUUCCAAACCACCGUCGUUCCCUGGCAGACUACAAGUACGCAGUUGCGCCUGAUUUUCCUCUUGUACGAGGAUCUGCAAGAUGCAGCCCAGGCCCACGACGAUACCGGUGAUGUUAAACGCAUCAUUCUUUGUCCAGAUCUUAGUAGUGUCCCUAGCCUGGAGAUGAUAUCGUUGGACAACACUGCCGCUAUCACUGGACCUAUAACACUUUCAAGUCUCCAAGAAGCGUUGGCAACUUUAUUCCCUGGCCAAAUUGCCGCCCCGGAACCACAUGGUACUCUUGACCACGGAGCUGGGAUAGAAAAAGACCAAGAAGAGUCGCAUGAGAUCAUAGACAAGAGCAAAAAACAGGAGAGUGGGGAAGAAUCUGACCAGGCCGUAUCUCACUUGCUAGCCAAUCUGGCAAUCGAAAGUAAACAUCACGAGAGUGACCACGGCAGCCCAAAGCCGGGAGUGACACCCACGGCUGACACGGCAGAGUCAUGGGAAGUAGCGAUAUCCGACGCACCCAUAGCAGAUCAGACAAGGAAACAGGACACUCCGCAAGAAGAGAAGCAGGUGAACUUGGGCCCUCCCGUGCCGUCAGAUCUAGCCAGUGCAGAGCCUAGACUACUACUCGUGGACGACAACGCGGUAAAUCUCAAGGUACUCAGCAUGUAUGCACGAAGAUGCAGCAAGACACCCUCAACUUCUGUGAGCGGCGGCCAAGAAGCCAUUGACGCAUUCAACGGCGCACUGCUGGACGGAGAUGGCGGCUCGCAGCGCUUCGAUCUCAUUUUCCUCGACCUUUCUAUGCCCGUCGUAUCGGGCUUUGAGGUUGCGAGGCAAAUCCGCGAGACCGAAGCUCGGAUGAAGGACGAGUUCCGCACGUAUAUUUGUGCGCUCACGGGUCUUGUCAGUGCGAAGGAUCGAAACGCCGCAUAUGCAUCGGGCGUUGAUCAGUAUCUUGUCAAGCCCACGAAGCUGAAGGAUUUGCAGAGCGUCGUUCAGUGUUGGCGAAAUAGCCUAGAUCGUAAAUGA